Brenthis ino (lesser marbled fritillary) is the source of this 681-nucleotide messenger RNA. The record is from the annotation of a GenBank genome assembly. Lineage: Eukaryota; Metazoa; Arthropoda; Insecta; Lepidoptera; Nymphalidae.
AUGAUAAGCCGGGAAAGUAUAGACGAAUGUUUGGAAUUGAAUAAAGACAUAGAUUAUGAAAUGGUUGUUUUCCAUGCAUUCAAUGAAGACCCGGAAAAAAUCGACCUUUCAGUAGCUGCACCUUUCUUCAAGAGCCGUUGUAUCGCUUAUCGCAAUAAUGAACUUUGUGACAGCACUGAUAUUUCCAAGGAGUUUGAUUACGAUAAAAUUAAUAGUGACAAUUUUGCAGUUGAAAUGCGACAGCUUAAGUCUUAUAUUAAAUUGAAGUUCAUCAAUAAAUUCAAACGAGACGCUGAUGAUUGGCGAGAAAUUGAAAAAUUGCAUAACCUAAGAAAUCGAAUGCAUAGAGAGUUGGCAAAAAACAAACCAAAAUGUCCAUAUUUUGACCGAAUGGAAGAUAAGGAAAGAAGAAUAUUAAUGCGUAGAUUUGACCUCAAUAAAUACAAGAAUUAUAUGGAGAUGGCAUAUGUAAUGAAGACUGACGUUGAAAAAUAUGUUGCAGCUAUGGUUAACUACAUCAAGAGCAAUAAAAAAGCCUGCUCGCUUGACGUCUUGAAGUUCAAACCUAAAGUCAGAGAGUUCGUUAAACAAAAGCAGAUCGAUGAUGCUGAUUCUAUAGACGAAGAAGAAAGUAAUUUAGUCCUAAUAGUUGAUGAAGAAAGUUGUCAAGACAACUUGUCU